Messenger RNA from Carassius gibelio (silver crucian carp), 4345 nucleotides. Its product is annotated as BCAS3 microtubule associated cell migration factor. The record is from RefSeq and is a predicted model, not a curated record. The transcript is spliced from 24 exons. NCBI's taxonomy places the organism in Eukaryota, Metazoa, Chordata, Actinopteri, Cypriniformes, Cyprinidae. Gene Ontology annotation, cellular component: cytoplasm. The coding region runs from base 180 to 2918 and encodes 912 amino acids. Gene Ontology annotation, biological process: response to starvation; autophagy. Gene Ontology annotation, molecular function: protein binding.
GGUCCAAGCGCCCACCUUUGUCCUAACUCUAUUGGCUUGCCGUCUCCGAUGCUAAUGUCUGAUUGGCCAAAGCAUCUGUUGUUUCCGCUGCAUGCCAGCUUCACUGUGGCGUUUUGUGAGGACCCCUGUCUGUUGAUCGUAUUCAAAACACAAAACCUCAGGGUACUGAGUGGUUGGCCAUGGCAUCUGACUCCCCGCGCAGACCGAGCCGCUGUGCUGGUGGGGUUGUGGUUCGAGCACAGGCUGCAACGGAGCAGUCGUACAUGGAGAGCGUAGUUACGUUCUUGCAGGAUGUAGUCCCUCAGGCGUAUACUGGGACACCUCCGAAUGAUGAAAAAGAGAAGAUUGUUUGGGUCCGUUUUGAAAAAACUGACAUCAAUGAUGUGGCCCGCUUGCCAGAGUUCCAAGAGAUGCACGGCAGCGGCACUGACCCGCCUCUCUGCUUGAUGAUUGGCUACACGGAUGGAAUGCAGAUUUGGAGUAUAUCACUGAGCGGGGAGGCGCAGGAGCUGUUCUCGGUGCGGCACGGACCUGUGCGUACUGCUAGGAUCCUGCCUGCUCCUCUUAUCUGUUCCCUCAACACUGACAGCUUCGCUGAGAAACGGCCCCUCCUCGGCGUGUGCAAGAGCACGGGCUCUUCUGGGACAAGUCCCCCUUAUUGUUGUGUGGAUCUUUAUUCCUUGAGGACAGGAGAGAUGGUCAAGUCCAUACAGUUUAAAACGCCCAUCUAUGAUCUGCAUUGCAACAAAAGGAUCCUCGUCGUUAGUCUUCAAGAAAAGAUCGCUGCAUUUGACAGCUGCACCUUUAUGAAAAAGUUCUUUGUCACAAGCUGCUACCCCUGUCCUGGGCCCAACCUAAACCCCAUUGCUCUGGGAAGCCGGUGGUUAGCCUAUGCUGAGAACAAGCUGAUCCGGUGUCAUCAGUCCCGUGGUGGGGCCUGUGGAGAUAAUGCCCAGUCCUACACUGCAACUGUCAUCAGUGCUGCUAAAACGUUGAAGACAGGCCUGACCAUGGUGGGUAAAGUCGUGACCCAGCUUGCUGGUACACUGCCAUCAGGGGCACCCGACGAAGAGGGCACUGCCCAUAGCGGUACCCGCCGCAGCCCUCACCAGCCUGGUGUGGUUACCAUCAUAGACACACACACUGUGGGAGAAGGACAGGUUCUUGUUAGUGAGGAUUCUGAUGGAGAAGGAGUGAUUGCGCAUUUUCCAGCACAUGAUAAGCCUAUAUCCUGCAUGGCGUUUAAUCCGAGUGGUAUGUUACUCGUGACUGCAGACACCCUUGGCCAUGACUUCCAUGUUUUCCAAAUCGUGACUCACCCAUGGGCGUCUUCCCAGAGUGCAGUUCAUCAUCUAUACACACUUCAUAGAGGAGAGACUGAGGCUAAGGUGCAGGACAUCUGCUUCAGCCAGGACUGCCGCUGGGUGGUGAUCAGUACUCUUCGAGGUACAUCUCAUGUCUUUCCCAUCAAUCCAUACGGUGGAGCGCCAUGUGCUCGCACACACGUGUCUCCACGUGUGGUGAAUCGCAUGAGCCGUUUCCAGAAGAGUGCCGGACUAGAGGAGAUCGAGCAAGAGCUGAGCAGCAAACAGGGCGGACGAUGUAGCCCUAUUCCUGGCCUCUCUAGUAGCCCAUCUGGAUCCCCACUACACGCCAAAGUGACCAGUCAAGAAUCCUAUAACAACUUCACCAACAACAACAUGGGUAACCCACGCCUGUCUCCAUUACCCAGUUUGACGAUCGUGCUUCCACUGGCUCAGAUCAAGCAGCCGAUGACCUUGGGCACCAUCACCAAGCGCUCUGGCAAGUCCAAGCCACCUCCCCAGAUCUCUCCCAGUAAGUCCAGCGGUGGGGAGUUCUGCGUGGCUGCAGUCUUCGCCUCCUCCCGCUCUUGGUUCAUCACCAACCCCAACAUGAAGAGAGAGAAAGAUCAGUCUCGGCAGGCUGUUGUUGAAUCGCUGUACAUCCUGAGUUGCUACGGAAACCUGGUGGAGCACGUGCUGGAGCCUCGUCCAAUCAGCACGGUGCAAAAAAUAGGCGACGACACGCCUCUGGAGCUGAACACCUGUCCGAGAGCCUGUUGGAAUCUAGCCAGGACACUGCAGUGGAAUGAACUACAACCACCUUUCAACAGCAACCACCCCUUGGUGCUUGCCUCAGACUUUGUGCAGUACUAUCAAUACCUCCUGGCUGGAUUAGCUCCUCCUGGCAGCCCUGGCCCCAUUACUCGGCAUGAGUCUUAUGACAGUCUGGCGUCUGAUCACAGUGGUCAGGAGGAUGAAGAAUGGCUCUCACAGGUGGAAAUUGUGACCCACACCGGCCCUCACAGGAGACUCUGGAUGGGCCCUCAGUUUCAGUUUAAGACCAUCCAUCCAUCGGGUCAAACCACUGUUAUCUCCUCCAGUUCCUCUGUGCUACAGUCACAGGGGCCCAGCGACACCCAGCAGCCUCUUCUUGAUUUCGACACAGACGACCUGGACCUGGACCUGCACAGCCUCAGAAUCCAGCCGGUGCGUUCAGAACCCGUUAGCAUGCCUGGCUCGUCUCGCCUGGUGGCCGACCGUAGAGGCCAGUCAACAGUCAUAGAUACCGGCUCAGGCAUGUUUGACCGCAGCGUCACCCUGCUGGAGGUGUGUGGCAGCUGGCCUGAGAGUUUCGGACUGCGUCACAUGUCCUCUGUGGAAGCCACAGAAGAGGGCCUGAAGGAGAGGCUGGCAGAUGCAAUGUCAGAGUCGCCCAGCAGAGAUAUUGUGGGCUCUGGGACAGCAGAGCUGCAGAGGGAGGGAAGCAUCGAGACGCUCAGCAAUAGUUCUGGCUCCACCAGUGGCAGCAUUCCCCGAAACUUCGAGGGCUACCGGUCCCCACUUCCCACCAAUGAGAGCCAACCCCUCAGCCUCUACCCCACCGCAUUCCCCUAAAACCAGCCGUCCCGCCCACAUCUCAGACCCGAGGAAACCUCUCUGUCGUCUUUGGACAAUCUUGCCAGCACAACCACAACACAUCACCCACGACAGGCCACACUCUUCACCCUGCAUCCUGCUCUGCUAUAUCAUUUCUCUUUUCUUUGAAAUGUGGAUUUUCCUUUAAUCAGACUCAGCAUGCAGGAAAACAGUGUUCAACCAGGCACCGGCGUUAACAUCCUUUGUCAUUCACUUCCCUUGUAGAAUAAUGUUAAUGUUGCCUCCACCUGAGAGAGAGAGAGAGAGAGAGAGAGGGAGAGAAAGGGAUCCAUUGGAGUUGCCACUUUAUUCAAAGACGUGUCCUAUUACCAAUAUUAUUAUCAAUCGAACUUCCAGUGCGUAUCUUUAUUGAAUGUGUGUGAGUGAGUGAGAGAGUGUGUUCAUCAAAUACGUGUCCUGAUCACUUCUCCGUAGUUGAGUUUAGGUUUGAGCUUAUUAGACAAAUGGUGUUUGAUAUAUUUUAGUAAAUAUGUAAUGUAACAUUUGAAUUGAUUUGUCUUUUACAGGUAAUCAAACCUGGUUAUGUUUACCAUUUGAUCUGGUGUUACAUAGUGUUCAUAUUCCGCACAUUUCUGCUGUAUAUUUGAUUUAAAGAAAUGUUUUAACAAGAGUCAGUUUCUUGGAUUCAAUUGUAUUUGCUUUACAAACUAUAUAGGUUCAAAUGAUUCAAUUUCCAUUCGUUUUAUGGGUAAAUGAAAUGUAUUGAUUCUUUCAAAAGGCAUUUUUGUGAUUUAUAGGAUGUGUGUGAGGCUGAUAUUUAGCAGUGGUGCUCUCAAGGAUCCACAGCAAAUUUUAUUCAGCUCGGGUGAUUUAGACACCUGUUCCAUUAUCAUCAUUAUCAUUAGUAUCACCAAUAUAUCAUUUUGUUUUAGCUUAUUUAACUAUUUUAAAUGGCUUUGUUUGAAGAAUGUCUUGCUUGACUGGAUGCAGUAUUUUACAUACACUCACAACACACAGUUAUUGAUAAAUACCAAUUAAACAAGAAAUGUGAAUACAUGGUCCUGAUCAAGAGCCUGCCGUUGGCUGACAGCGCUUUGCAUGAUGAAAGCUGGAGAGGAAACAUCAAGAGUUUGUUCACUGUCAUUUAUUAUGGCAUUCAAGUUGGCAUGACUUUAAGUCUGAAUGCAGUGCACAUGCUUUGGACGGACUAUAUUUUUUGUUAUAAUACUUGUGCGAUGUGAUCUAGAAAUAGGAAUUUAUGCAAGUGAGUUUAACGAGUCUUCUAUACAUCUGCGUGAUUGCUUAAUACAGCAUAUGCAUUCUGACUCCCUCAGUUUGUUGUUUUCGCUUGUUAAACCUUGCUUUCUCCUGAAUAUAUUUGUUAUACAAAAAAGGUAAAUAAAUGCAUUUAAAUGAUGAGAUGAUAAUCUCAAUCACUCAAUCAC